GACGUCAUUUCAACCUUUGAGCCAGUGACGUAGAUAGAAAACAGUUUUGACAGGACAGACAAUUUUUUCAAGAGGGUUUAUUGCGUUCAGACCAGAAUCUGCUCUUUAAUGUAAUUUUUCGAACAAUUGCAGUAUGACGAGACCUCUCACUGUGCUGAAGUCUGUGGGUCCGAAACUAGUCCCUUUCUUCAAAACAUUGGCUAUCUAUUUUGUGCUAUUUGGGGAUGAAGCUUCCUAUGGGUCCAUCUUCUAUGCCAUCAUCAAGUGCUUGCCAGUGAUAUCAUUGAUAGUGUUUGUGUUGCUUCAUGGCAUGAACUUGUCAGAGUAUUAUGCAUACUCCAGACGAAUCCUUGCUGGCUUGAUCUUUUCCUGCCUUGGGGAUAUAUUCCUGGUAUGGAAACACUAUUGCUUUGAACAUGGAUUGGCAAUGUUUGCUGUAGCCCAGCUCCUGUAUGCUUCUGCAUUUGGAAUGAGGCCUCUAAACCCAUGGGCAGGAUUAGUAAUCAGUUUCCUGGGAUCUAUUGUCUAUACCAUCUUGUCUCCUGGGUUAACUGGUAUAAUGAACAUACUGGUCCCCAUGUACCUCAUCCUCAUUUUGUUCAUGGCCUGGAGGGCAGUGGCCAGGGUCCAGCUCUUUGAUGACCUGUGGACUUGGACCAAGCUGUGUGGAUGUGCUGGCUCCAUUGCUUUCCUCAUCUCCGAUUUAACCAUUGCAUUGGAUAAGUUUGUCAUGCCUAUUCCAUUUGGUCACACUAUCAUCAUGACAACAUAUUAUGCAGCACAAUUCGGAAUAGCACUAUCUGUAGUGGACAGCCCUAUUGAUGUCUUGCUAAAGAAAACCAGUGAGGAAAAUGGAUUGGCUAACGGGCAGCACAGUCAAUUAAAAACUGACUAAGAGGAAGGGUUGGAUCCUGUUUUUCAACUUGUACAUUCAGUUUUAUUCAAUUGUCUAUCACUCAUUUGAUAAUAUAUGAUUUUCAGAAAUGCCCCCGUUGUCUAGAAAAUACAUAUAUCAAUUUAAUUUAAUUGAGAGAACUUCAGAGAAGUAAAUGAAGUAAGGGCAUAUAAUGGAUACGUAGUUUAAGAGGUUAUUAAGAACUAAACUUAAACUUUAAUCUCUUGGAGGUUAUGUAAUGGUGCUGUCAAUACUGGGUUGUUAUUGCACUAUCAAUGCAAAUGUAUGAAUCUGAGCAUAUUUACCAUUUUAGUAUUUUGUUCAUAUAUACUCUUUAACUUAUAAACAAUUAUCAUUCUCCACUUAAAGUAGGAGAUUCACCUCAGAUGUUUUUAUUAGAGAUUCUUUUUUAUUAGCCUGUUCUUAUUUGUAUCCAUUAUGACUUAUUGUUGAAGCUAAGUAUUUUGUUACUAAGAUUUUAAAAUAUUUGCUGUCAAAAGUCUAACUUCAUCAAACAUACAUUUGAAACAGAUGGCUCAGAGUUUUGGGUUCAGAGCCAAAUUGCGAGCAUGAACAUGACAUUGAAAAAGAAGUAUGGUUGCUAGUUGGAAUCGCUGUUUUUAUAGGUAUACUUUAGGGUAGAGAGAGGGGCUUUGAUAUCAUCUGGAAAAAAAAAUUUAAUAAAACAUAACUUCAUUUGAUACUGAGGCCAUAUCAAAACUGUAAUGUAUGCAAAAAUCUAUUGAUGGACUGAAAAUUCAGUCAAGUUCAGCAUUUGAUACCAAAUUUUGUUUUAAUUUAGCAAUAAUGACAAUAGUAAUACAACAAAACAAAAAGAUGUUACAUAUCAUUAUACUUUCAAUUUGCACUUGCAUUUUCUCUAGCACAAAAUGUAUUUCUUAUCUCACAAUUAACAUUUUCAUUACAAAUUUUAGUCCUAAAAUAUGGUCUUUUAAAAAAGACAAACUAUGUUAUGACAGUAUUUCUUAAUGGAGAUCUGCAGAGCCUAUUGAAUUAGAUGAGCCUCUGUUGUAUGGUUCAGAUAAGUAAAAUUUCUUAAAAGGCUUUCUACUUAUGAACUGUAAACUCCAUGGAUUGCAAUUCUGAAGUCUUUUUGGACUCCAUAGAGUUUUACUAACAUUUUGUUUCUUAGCGUUGUUCAUUUUACAAAAUAGUUAGAAAUAAAUAAAAAUCAUAAAAACUA
Lingula anatina is the source of this 2099-nucleotide messenger RNA. Its product is annotated as lysoplasmalogenase TMEM86A. Lineage: Eukaryota; Metazoa; Brachiopoda; Lingulata; Lingulida; Lingulidae. The record is from RefSeq and is a predicted model, not a curated record. Gene Ontology annotation, molecular function: hydrolase activity. Gene Ontology annotation, cellular component: membrane.